AUGGAUUUGACUUCUUCAAGCAGCAGCGAACCAGAUGUAAAGACUACGCCUGCUCGCCGUAGAGAUCUACUUUCAAAGUUCUUUACGGUCGGAAAGGAGGAACAAAAAUGCUUGCUGGCCAAGAUGUGGACAGAGAAAUCGGCUUUUCUGCAGAUGGAAAGCAUUGACACGCAUUUCGACCGGCUCGAACUCAUCGUCCAAGGAAACGUGCGAACCACCGAUUUUGCCGCAUGUAAGAGAUGUGGUACUAUCAUGAAUUUUGCAAAACGUGGAGGACACCACAGGAGACAUACGAUCACUUGUGGAAUGGUGAUGAAUAACCCGUUGCCGCAGAAGCAUGACACUGCACGGGGCGCCGCGAAAUAUACCAAAGAUGGGCUGCGCACGCGAAUUGGAGAAUACUUAUUGAAAACAGCUCAAUCAUUUUCACACGCGGAAGAGCCGGAGUUUCGUCAACUUCUCCAGUACGCGGCAGAAUUCGGGAAAAGAACGGGAGAUACUAUACCAGAUGCACAUUUUCCGAAUCGGCGUCAUAUAAGUUCGCAUGCGGAAGAGAACUACCAAAAGCAACUCGAGCAAGCUUGCCCGCAGUUGCUCCGUGCGGCACAGGAGAAAAGAUUGGCUAUCCUCGCUGAUCACGGUCAUUUUUUCGAUGAUUAUCUCUCCGUUUUUGCGACGUAUUGCAACGAAGAUAUGCAGACGAAACUCGUUCCGUUAGCCUUAAAAGCGGUUUCAAAACCCGAGAACGCUAGAGAGUUGUUCGAUUCCCUCGUCGAUUGUGUGACGGCAAUUGGGCUCCAAGCUUCGGAUUUGGAGAAUGCCCCUCUCACUGCAGAUGGCGCCGCUGUCAUGCAAGUAGUCGGCAACACUUAUUUGGAGGAAAUUCGGUUUACCAUAUUCUACGGGAAA
Mesorhabditis spiculigera is the source of this 909-nucleotide messenger RNA. NCBI's taxonomy places the organism in Eukaryota, Metazoa, Nematoda, Chromadorea, Rhabditida, Rhabditidae. The record is from the annotation of a GenBank genome assembly.